UCGUGUUGUCGAGUUGGAAUUCUGUCUUCUCUUCUAACUUGACGUCUGCAGGUCGAACCCGCCCCUAACUUCUCCUCCCUGCGUUUUUUGUGAGCUCUAUCUCCAUCUCCAUCGUCUUCAACCUGUAAGUCUCUGUUUUGCUGAACUCUCCCACUCCUAUGCAGAUACUUUGUUGCUCAUAUCUCAUUGACUUAACAGAAUUUCGGAUUUGAAAGCUUUUCUCAAACACCAUGGAUCCAAAUUUACCUUCUUCUCCUACGUCGUCAAGAAAGUUUAGGUUUGCUCCAAAGCCACCUCCUCGCAGAGCUAAGAAGAAAGUCGAACUCAAAACAGAAUCAAACAGACACGAUGCUUCUGAUGAUGAAGCUCCCGACACUCGUCUUCUCCGGCGAGCCAAUGAGCAUCUGACUAGAGGGAAAGCUAAAGCUGAGAAGAAGGCGGUUCAAGUUGUAUUUUCUCAUGGAGUGGCAUCAUCAGCUCCUAUAAGGACAUAUGGAAAUCCUAGGGAAGGGACGGCUGAUAGUACAGGAUUGAAAGGUUCUGGUUAUGGUGACCCGCGAGACCUUGUGCCCUCACCUUCAAAUACUAAUGUUGAUGUAGAUGAAGAUAGUUUGGCGAAAGCUGAAAGCAUAAAGAAGAAAAAAAGAGAGUAUCGAGAACCUUGGGAUUACAAGAAUAGCUACUAUCCUAUCACUCUUCCUCUAAGGAAGCCUAAUUCUGGAGACCCAGAAAUCCUUGAUGAAGCAGAAUUCGGAGAGGCAGCAAGAAAUGCCGAGUAUGAUGAGACCAAAAUACAUCCUUCUUCUGAGCUUGGUUUGCUGGAUGAACAGGAUGAAGAUGAACGAAGAAUGUUUUUUAUUCAGAUUCCUAAUAAUUUGCCUUCGUGCAAGAGUAUCGGAGAUCAGACAACAUUGCCUGCUGCAUCGACGAAGGGAAAAGAGGUAAUUGAGGUUCCAACUAGUGCAAAAGGAAAAGAAAAAGUCGAGAACCCCCCGACAGUUUUGAGAAGGAGAAGCAGUCCAAAGAAGGGAUGCAGUUUGGAAGAAUUGCCCGGGGGUUACAUGGGGAAGAUGCUGGUUUACAAGAGUGGAGGAGUUAAAUUGAAGCUAGGAAACAUCUUGUACGAUGUCUCGCCUGGGGUAGGUUUCUCAUCAGCUCAGGAAGUUGUUGCAAUCAACACCGUCGAUAAAAACUGCUGUAAGCUGGGAGGUAUUUACAAACAUGCUGUCGUCCUUCCUGACAUCGAUUCACUCCUGGAUUCGGAUUCUAACUAACCAAGGUAGAGACUAGUACGAGAUCACCGCCAUUAUGCUAUGGAUAUAACAUGAAAACAAUGGCCUAUGGUCACUGGAUAUUGAAGCCUAAUUGUACCUAGAAUCAUUUCAUACAUUUAACUUCUAUGUAACAAUGUCCCUCUAUCUGCAGAAUGAAUGCUUUGGACACAA
Messenger RNA from Ipomoea nil (Japanese morning glory), 1445 nucleotides. RefSeq lists its product as uncharacterized. Gene Ontology annotation, biological process: transcription by RNA polymerase III. The record is from RefSeq and is a predicted model, not a curated record. The transcript has 9 exons. NCBI's taxonomy places the organism in Eukaryota, Viridiplantae, Streptophyta, Magnoliopsida, Solanales, Convolvulaceae. Gene Ontology annotation, molecular function: DNA binding. Bases 231 to 1274 code for a protein of 347 amino acids. Gene Ontology annotation, cellular component: RNA polymerase III complex.